AUGAAGACUGCAGUUGCUGAAAUAGUCAUCAUUGCAUUUCAUAUCAUUACCCUAUGUAUCCACGAAUCAUUCGGUGACGGUGGUGGUCUCGCAGAACUCGCUGCAAUAACUGGCGAUGUACCUUAUUUCGAUAGUGGCAAUCCAUGGAUAACAUAUCCUCGAAUCGCAGAUGGCGGAGGCCGUUUCUAUAAACCAUACUAUUACGACAGAGUAUCUCCUUAUUAUACAUCGGAUUUGUCUCUUCCGUACUAUUAUAGCUUACGUGGUUUUAGCCGCCGUAGUCCAGAGCGCCUGGGGAGUCGAACCAUAUUUUAUGGAGGAAAAAGAGAUUCCUUAAUCAACACGUAA
Messenger RNA from Dracunculus medinensis (Guinea worm), 348 nucleotides. Lineage: Eukaryota; Metazoa; Nematoda; Chromadorea; Rhabditida; Dracunculidae. The record is from the annotation of a GenBank genome assembly.